Beta vulgaris subsp. vulgaris (sugar beet) is the source of this 744-nucleotide messenger RNA. RefSeq lists its product as uncharacterized. Gene Ontology annotation, molecular function: RNA-DNA hybrid ribonuclease activity; nucleic acid binding. The transcript has a single exon. The coding region runs from base 1 to 744 and encodes 247 amino acids. The record is from RefSeq and is a predicted model, not a curated record. NCBI's taxonomy places the organism in Eukaryota, Viridiplantae, Streptophyta, Magnoliopsida, Caryophyllales, Amaranthaceae.
AUGAUUACGGGGUACUCUGAUCUUGAUAUUCUCGAGAUGGUUUCGAAAUGGGGAGAGUUGGAUGCUAAUUUGGUGCAGCGAGGCUGUUUUUUAGUAUGGAAUAUUUGGUUUGAACGCAACAAAUUCGUUUUCGAUAACAAAUGCGUGCCCCUUGAAGUCUUGGUGCAGCGUGUCCUACGCCAAGUUGACGACCACAAUCUCUAUACCCAGCGUAUAUAUGCUGGUUCGAAGCGGCAGGGGGUUCUCAGUGCCGAGAAGUGGCUGGCGCCAGUGAACGGUAUCGUCAAAAUCAAUACCGAUGCGUCUCUCUGCGAGGAAGGUCAAGUGGGUCUAGGUGCCAUAGCAAGGGAUAAUGUGGGGCGAGUCUUAUUUGCUGUAGUGAGAAGACAAAGAGCAUGGUGGCCGCCUGAUGUCGCGGAAGCUAAGGCUAUUCACUUGGCCAUGAUUUGGGCGAGGAAGCAGGGGUUCAGAGAAGUGAUCAUUGAAUCAGAUGCACAGGUUAUUGUCACUCGCCUAUCAAAGUCUGCUAUCUUUUUUUCGGACUUGGAUGCAAUACUAGGGGAUAUCAUCUCUCUUUGUACUGAUUUUCAUGCUAUUAGCUUUUCUCAUGUCAAAAGGGGUGGGAAUUAUGCUGCCCACCACCUUGCAAAAAUAGUGCCUUUUGGAAACGAGCAAUGCUGGAUUAAUCACUGUCCCAGUACUGUCUCACCAUAUGUACUCAUGGACACUCUGUCCCUUGAUUAA